AUGAGCGAAGCCUCUGUGGAGUUCAUCCGAAGGCUGGUCGGGUGUCAAGAGUUAUCGGAAUCGGAAAUUCACAUUGCGCUCACCGCGGCUGGAGCAGAUGAACUCGCGCCGGAUGGAAAUAGAAAACUAGCCCAGCUGGGCUUGGGAGCGGCCGGAUUCCUGAUUGAUUUCAGCGGUGCUUUGAUGGCGUUAUCUCGCGAAAUAGCAAAGCGUACUGGCAUUGACAUGCACCUGAGGUUCGAUCCUCGGCCUGGUGGACGCUCGUCCGGGGUUCUUGCCUUGGCUACAAGUGCGCUUAUUGGAGCAAUAUACCUCAGAACACAUUGCUUCAAAUCUGUGGCCAGGGGCCUUUAUGCUCUCGGUAUCCUGGAUAAGCACCGUGAUAAGCUCAACUUAAUGGAACUAUUCAAGGAUGAGCAGAGCGAUUCGCGGCCUAGUCCCUCGUUAGCGGGAAGCGGCCCUGCCCAAGAUGGCGACGUCGAUUUCUCGGGCCAAGGUCCUACCCCAUUCCCGGAGAUUUCACCGCUAUCAGAUUGGGGCGGGUUAUCCAACUUUGAGAGUUUUUACAACGAACAAGGGGGUCUCAAAGAAUUAUUUGCAGACGGACUCCCUUUCACAAGCCCACGUUCGCAGUCCCCCUUGUUCGUGGACUCAUGCCGACCGGUGGAGGCGAGACAGGUGCUCGAUGUCUCACAUCCUUUAGCGCAUCGAGAGAUACAUCUGGUAAAUCUCCAUGAGGUCGAAAACCUGUCUGAACAAUUUGAGCAUUAUGCUUUUCCUCAAAGUGUUGAUGUUGCUCAGACGGUUCGUGAUGAGGUAUGCCAGCCAGAUAGUUUCCUAGGCCAGGCCAUCAUUCAGCAGUGCCCAAGUCGCCACUCCCUAGCCAAGCGAAAGAACAACUGCAGGGGGGAAAUACAAAAGAGAAAGAAUAAGCGUGUUGGCGGCGAGUUCAGAUCAUCACUGUGUCAAGAAGCUGAAAUGGCUCUUGCUCAGGGGUUACCACCUCCAGAAGACACUUACUUCAGCCCCAAAAUUGAGGAAAAGCUGCUAAAUUUGGAUCAAGGAUUGUUUUGCAGUCUCUGCACUUUUUUGGUUCAUGUGGGUGGCUCUCAAUCACUUGUUGCUCUUCGGGAGGCUCUUGAAUACACAAGAAAAAUGGGGGACCAACUGCUCAGCGGCCACAGCCGACGAUGGGUAUCGCGUGAUCUCACCAAUAACGAACGCUUUGAAGUCAUCGGUGAAAUUCAAGCUAACGAGACUUUUCUUGAAAUAUUACGAUGGAAUCAUAUAUUGCAUCUGUAUCGGUGCAGCAGCGAAUCUGUUGAACACACCUCGAAAGCUGCGAUUAUCCGAGUAUCACAUACUGAGCCUAUCACCCAGACAAGAACAAGGGGCAAUCCGCGGAAGAUUGAAGUUUCAAUCGUAGUCAACAGAAUGAUGGGUAAUAUUUUUCCGGACCUGGAACCCGGCUCGUUAAUUUACCGAAGGAAGCGUCGAGAAGUUUUGGAAAUUCGAAAAUUUGGACAACGUCUACACAUAUUAGCAGCACACUUCGGAGAUGCUAUCGUCGGCCUACUUCAUUUCGAUCGCUCUGGUGAUGUGGACUGCCAAAUAAUUGUCAAGAAAAUUAUUCUUUCGCCGGUGGAUGAAGAAUUCGAAAAUUUUGUGAAAAUCCUCGAGGAAUCGCAGGGAAAUAUGCUUCGGGAGAUCAGCACGGCAGCAAAGCCAGCCUUUGAGUAUCUCCUUUAUGAGGAUAUGAGAUGGCAGAAUCUCUUUCCUUUGGAAAUGCUGGCCCCGGAGGAGAUCCUCAAGUUCCCAAAAGGCUCGCAGGAACUCCAACGUCUCUUUCAAUAG
Molecule: messenger RNA, 1854 nt
Organism: Penicillium canariense
Lineage: Eukaryota; Fungi; Ascomycota; Eurotiomycetes; Eurotiales; Aspergillaceae
Exons: 4
Coding region: 1-1854 (617 amino acids)
Source: RefSeq, a predicted model, not a curated record